CGUUGGUCUUUGCUUCUUCCCUUUCGAUUUUAAGUGCACCUACUGGCUACAAACUCUGUCUUCUCCAGCAGGACGGAAAAAGCCAAACUUCAUAAGUGUCUGAAUGGAUAAUAUGGUUGUGGAUCGGAUUUUCUCUGGUAUCCAGCCAACUGGGACCCCUCAUCUGGGUAACUACCUUGGAGCCAUUCAGAACUGGGUGAAUCUGCAGGAAAAGUGCAGCUCAGUGCUGUAUAGCAUUAUGGACAUGCACUCUCUCACCAUGCCCAAGGAACCAGCUGUUCUGCGCCAAAACACCCUCGACACCACUGCUGCCAUCCUUGCCUGUGGGAUUGACCCAAAGAAGUGUUUCCUGUUCCGCCAGUCACUGGUUCCUGAGCAUGCAGAACUUGCCUGGAUUCUUGGGUGCUUAACUAAUGUGCCACGGCUGCUACGUUUGCCCCAGUGGAAGAUGAAGCGUGCCAGCCUGAAUAGUGAAGGAACUGUUGGUUUGUUGACUUACCCUGUGCUUCAAGCAGCAGAUAUUUUGCUGUACAAGUCAACGCAUGUUCCUGUUGGAGAAGAUCAAGUCCUGCACCUGGAACUAGCCCAAGAUAUAGCACAACAUUUCAACAAGAAAUAUGGAGAAUUCUUUCCUGUGCCAAAAGCCAUUUUAAGUACAACAAAGAAAAUAAAAUCCCUCAGAGAUCCAUCAGUGAAGAUGUCCAAGUCAGACCCACAGAAGUUAGCUACUGUUAAUAUAGCAGACAGCCCUGACGAAAUAGUGCUGAAAUUUCGCAAAGCUGUGACUGACUUUACCUCGGAGGUGACCUACGACCCCGCUGCUCGCCCCGGUGUCUCCAAUCUGGUGUCCAUUCACGCUGCAGUAACGGGGCUUAGCAUCAAAGAAGUGCUGCACCAAGCCACUGGUCUUGACACUGCUCACUACAAGAUGGUGGUAGCAGAGUCAGUUAUCCAAAAAUUUGCACCUAUCAGGAAUGAAAUCAAGAAACUCCAGGAAGACAAGUCCCAUCUGAUAAAGAUUUUAGAGGAUGGAGCAGAAAAAGCCAAAGAACUGGCUGCUCCUAUCUAUCAAGAAAUAAGGAGACUGGUGGGAUUUCAAUAGAAGCUGCUGAGUAGUUUCAAGGACUUCUGUAUCAUGAGACAGAGAUUUUGUUAUUUGUAGCAAAAUCGUUUAUUAAUUUUUAAUCAUUUUGAUUUGAAACAAAAGCUUUUCUUCCUGGAAGAUCCAAGGAUCUUCCAAUCCAAGGAGAAUGUUGAAAGUAAUUGCAUUAAAAAAUGAGCAUGAAGCCAGGUAUUUCCAGUGGGACCAGGAUUAAACUUGUCUGUAUAGUCAAGGAGGGAGGACAGAAGCAAUCACAAUUCACUAAGAAAUUGUACAAAAGCAGAUUAUAAGGUUGCCUGCGUGGGUUUUUGGAUUUUUCCAUUGACCACUGCGAGAAGCUGAAGUGUAGACAAGGUGAUCAACUCUAGCAGAAAGAUCUGUAAUCCUCUCAAGAACAUACUUAGCUGUUUAUGUGAUCUUGUUACAAAUGGACAGUUUAUCCUAUUGGGAGUUAGUAAACUUUGAUAUGGUGAUUGAACAUGUUCUUGGAUAACCAGAAUAAAAGCGGAGACUUAAAAAUAAAUGGUCUGGGUGAUGAAGAGAGAACUUA
Molecule: messenger RNA, 1652 nt
Organism: Catharus ustulatus (Swainson's thrush)
Lineage: Eukaryota; Metazoa; Chordata; Aves; Passeriformes; Turdidae
Gene: WARS2
Product: tryptophanyl tRNA synthetase 2, mitochondrial
Exons: 6
Coding region: 104-1102 (332 amino acids)
Biological process (GO): mitochondrial tryptophanyl-tRNA aminoacylation
Cellular component (GO): mitochondrial matrix; mitochondrion
Molecular function (GO): ATP binding; tryptophan-tRNA ligase activity
Source: RefSeq, a predicted model, not a curated record